CCACUAUACAUGCUACCCAUUUCGUUUCGCUCCCGCUAAGGGAAAGCUAGGGUGCUAGUGGCACUGCGGUGUUACAUAAGCCAGCCGCACGCUGCACGCGAGGAAAGCCGUCAAGAAGGGGAUCUUUCCUUUCGCGACAGACAGGCAGAAAGACGGAAGGACAGACACAUAAUUACGACAGCAGCAACCACCAACACAACCACCACCAUCGACCACUAGAUUUCCUAAGACAGCCCACCACAACCACCAACACCACAACCAGUAACCUUUGCAACAAUGACUACAGCCCACAGACCGACCUUCGACCCAGCGCGCGGCAAAGAGCUUCCCAAAGGGCCCGCGUACCACCAACGCCUGCUACCCGCGCACACGAAGCUGAAGACGCGCCAGCCGGGGCAGGGCGGAGCAGCCGACAGCGAAGUCCGCGACCUACGCGCCGAGCUACUGGUCGCCGAGGCGGCCGCGAUCGCGAAAAGGGGAGGGAAGGGGAAGAGCGUGGAGGAGAAGGACGGCGGUGUUGCUAGCCCGUCUAAUAAGCGUGCGCUCGAGAAUGCGCCGGUCGACGAGAAUGGUGAGGGCGGGGCUGAGGCCGAUCUAGAGGUCAAACGGAGGAAGAUCCUGGAGGAGACGAGGGAUAUUGAUGCGGACUCGGAUGGCGAGGGCGGGGGCGGCGAUGGUGAUGGUGAUAGCAGUAGUGAGGAGGAGGAGGACAGUGAUGACGAGGAGGAUGAAACUGCGGAGCUGCUGAGGGAGUUGGAGAAGAUCAAGAGAGAGCGUGCGGAGCAGAGGGAGAAGGAGGAGCGGGAGAAACAAGAGGCCGAAGAAGCACAGAAGGAGUUCGAUAUCGCCAGAGGAAACCCGCUGCUGAACCCGAAAUCUGCGGCGGACUUCAACGUUAAGCGGAGAUGGGAUGACGACGUCAUCUUCAAGAACCAAGCGCGCGGUACGGAUGAGAGGGGCAAGAAGAAGGAGUUUGUCAACGAUCUCUUGAGAUCCGACUUUCACAAGAAGUUUAUGAAUAAGUACGUCCGUUGAUGGAGCGGAAAGUGGGAUAAAUGUGUAUAACCAUAGCGAGCGUUCAUUCCAUUCUACGUUCAUUUUCGGGAGUGAUUAUUUUUUUACAGACCAGAC
Messenger RNA from Tricharina praecox, 1131 nucleotides. RefSeq names its product Cwf15/Cwc15 cell cycle control family protein. Gene Ontology annotation, molecular function: RNA binding. Gene Ontology annotation, cellular component: catalytic step 2 spliceosome. Lineage: Eukaryota; Fungi; Ascomycota; Pezizomycetes; Pezizales; Pyronemataceae. The coding region runs from base 277 to 1035 and encodes 252 amino acids. The transcript has 4 exons. Gene Ontology annotation, biological process: mRNA cis splicing, via spliceosome. The record is from RefSeq and is a predicted model, not a curated record.